Messenger RNA from Aphidius gifuensis, 11033 nucleotides. RefSeq names its product plexin-A4 (gene PlexA). Gene Ontology annotation, molecular function: semaphorin receptor activity; protein binding. Gene Ontology annotation, biological process: regulation of cell shape; semaphorin-plexin signaling pathway involved in axon guidance; regulation of cell migration. The transcript has 9 exons. Gene Ontology annotation, cellular component: semaphorin receptor complex. The record is from RefSeq and is a predicted model, not a curated record. The coding region runs from base 2248 to 8013 and encodes 1921 amino acids. Lineage: Eukaryota; Metazoa; Arthropoda; Insecta; Hymenoptera; Braconidae.
GUCCCGUGAACGGUCCGGGCAAGAACGUUUAGACAAGUUAUGGUUUACAAUUUGUAUCGUGUAACAUAGACCGGGGGUCGAACAUAAUAGUUAAAAAAAAAUAAAAUAAAAUAAAAAACAAAAAAAGAAACUGGCAUCAAGCUGUGUGAUAGGGUGCAACGCAGUGACAAGGGUGUGUUGUAUAUGUGAAAUAAAAAAAAGAGUGAGAAGACGCGCAAAUAAUAUAAAAUAUUUUGCAAAUUUUAAUGUUACGAUAAAAAAAAACUAGGAGGCGUUGUUGAAAAUAUCACAUAAAUAAAUAAUAUAAAUUCAAUUAAUUAAACAAAAAAUAAGGAUUAUGUGUAUUUGUAUUUACAUUAUAUAGAAAAAAAAAAAAUAAUAAUAAUUAAAUAUUAAAAUUAUAUUUGUUUGGUACAACAAGACUAGCUGUCACUUCGAUCGCCAUUUUAGCGCCGUCAAGCACGGGAAUGCGCGCUGCCGGUGGACCUGAUCACGAAGAUCACCACUGGAAUGGUACACAGUCAAUGUGAGUGUACAACAGUGAAUACAUAUAUAUUUUGAAAUAUAUAUUUCAUUAUUUAAAUUAAAUCAUCAACAAUAACAACAACAAUACUCAUUUUGGAGUAAAAACUAAGGGAUUUUUUUUUGUUUUUUACUCGAAUUUAAAUAAGGUCAGUGUAAAUAAAUACAAGUCAAGUAAGGAUUAUAUACGAAAAAAAGAAGCUGAGUGAAUGUUGUACACAUUUUUGAGUUCACUAAAAUGUGUUUAACCAUAGUGUAACGUGUUAGAUAUUCGCGUGUGUGUGUGUCUCGUGUAGGAGGCACUUUUCUCUCCAACCAGUUGGUUUUUUUUUUUUCCCAUUUAUUAUUAAUUUUUUUAUAUAUUUUUUUUUUUUUUUAACAUUUUCUCUCGUCUCUCCUUUAGCUGAUCCUUCUUGCUCCCCUGUUGUUUUCCCCUUCCUGCCACCGCCCUCCUCUAGACUCAACCAACACAACUUGAGUCUCUCUCUCUCUUUCUCUCUCAAUUUUCUCUCCUACCUAUUUUGCUGACAUUUGAAUAAUUAAAUUUUUUUUAUAUUAAUUAUUCAUAAUAAUUGUUUGAAAACUUAAAGAUAAUUAAAUAUGUGCCAUUAUUGACAACAUUAUUUACAAUAAUACUCAAAAAUAAAAUUUACAAUUAAUUUUAUUUAACAUUUUUAAAUAAAUACUCAAUAGCUAUUAUCAUUGAUGAUAAUUUUUGUCUAAAAUAAAGACAACACGAAUUAUCUCUAAAAAAAAAAAUAAAAAAAAAGGCAUAUUUGUUGUCAAAGUGUGUGCAUAUCUGUGGUACGUUUUUUUAUACAUAUUUAUUGCAAUUGUGAAGUUGGCUAUUUGCCAGUAAAGUGAUAUAGUGAAUAAAUUUAAUUUUUUUUUUUCUUAUUUAUCAUCUUUUUGGAUAUAAAUAUUUAUUUAAAAUAAAUAAUAGUGAGCUUUGAAUAAUAGUCAAUUUAGGCAAAAAAAAAAAAAAUUGAUAUUUAAUUUGAAAAAAAAAAAAAAUUAAAUAAAGAUCAUUGACUUCAUCAGCUUGAGACACAGUGGAUUGUUUGGAAACUGAACAAGAUACAUGAUAACAAAACAUAUACACAGAGGCCAACGUGCUCAUUUGACAAGCACACAUCAUCCACAAGUUUUCAACACCCAACUACAACAAGAGGUCAUCUAACAAGUUGACUCAUUACUACAGCCUACAGUGUCAACAAGUUUUUUUUUUUAUAUUUUGUUUAAAAUAAAUUCAAGUUUAUUAUUAUUCUUAUAUGAAUAUUAUUGUGUAAUAGUGAAUUAAUAAUAAUAAGUGCGUGUUUAUAUCGGUUGAGCAGUUGAAGGGGUCGCGUGUUAUCGGCCACCGCGAAAUAUCCAAUGGUGCUUAAUCAGCUCUGUGGAUAAGGGCUUGCUACAUUUUUUCAAGUUAAUUAUUAUAUUAUUAUAUUUUUUUUUUUUAUUAUAAAAGUGUUCGGAGAAUUGAAGAUUGCUAGAGACACGAAAUGAUUCUACGCGUUUGAAUUUAAAUUGUAUUUGAAAAAAAAAAAAAAGUUAAAAAGUGCUGGACACUGAAGUUAAUGAGGUGAACGAGUUGGACAGAAAACGUAACCAGUGUCAAGUUGUGGAGGUGGGGACGGGAAAAAUCCCGUCCCGUAGAAUAGCAAGAUAGCUUAGGUGAUCGUGCCGCGGUUACCGGGACCAAGGAGACGGCGAGAUAGCUAGCUAAAUAUGAGGGGUUAUAAAUUAUUGUUUCGGCAGCUGCCGCCGCUCCUUAAAUUAUUAUUUAUAUAUUUAAUAAUAUUACAAACAAUUAAUAAUGCAUAUGGAACAACAUCAUCAGAUAUUGUACAUCAAUAUUAUGAUAAAGAAGUACAACGUAUGAAUCAUUUAGUUGUUGAUAAAAAUACUGGUAGAGUUUAUGUUGGUGCUGUUAAUCGACUAUAUCAAUUUUCACCAGAUUUAGGAUUAGUUGUUAAUGUUAAAACUGGACCACAAGAAGAUGCACUUGCAUGUUCAAGUUUAGAUUGUCCAAGUGAAACUGAAAAAAAAUUAGUUGAUAGUGUUAAUAAAGCACUUGUCAUUGAUUAUACAACAACAAGAUUAAUAUCAUGUAAUAGUUUAUAUCAGGGUACUUGUGAUGUUAGAAAUUUACACAAUAUAACAAAUAUUGUACAAACAGUUAGAGAAGCUGUUGUUGCUAAUAAUGGUACAGCAUCAACUGUUGCAUUUAUUGCACCAGGACCACCAAAUCCACCAGUAUCACAAGUUAUGUAUGUUGGUGUAACAUAUACUGGUAAUUCACCAUACAGAUCAGAAGUACCAGCAGUUAGUUCACGUUCACUUGACAAAGAAAAAAUGUUAAAUAUUGCUGAAUCAGCUGUUACAACUGGUACAAGAAUAUAUGUUAAUUCAUUAUCAAGAGAAAGAUAUCCAAUUAAUUAUGUAUAUGGUUUUAGUAGUGAAGGUUUUAGUUAUUUUUUUACAACACAAUUAAAAAAUACUGAAGCAACAAAUUACAUAUCUAAACUUGUUAGAUUAUGUCAAGAUGAUAUGCAUUAUUAUUCAUAUACAGAAAUUCCAGUUGAAUGUAAAAAUGAAGGUAAAAAUUAUAAUCUUGUACAAGCAGCAUAUGUUGGUAAAGCUGGUUCUGUUUUGGCUGGUGCACUUGGUAUAACAGCACAAGAUGAUGUACUAUAUGCUGUAUUUGCUGAAAGUGAUUUAUCAACAAGUCCACGUCCAAGUAAUCAUUCAGCACUUUGUGUGUAUACACUUAAAAGUAUACGAAGAAAAUUCAUGAGAAAUAUACAAAAAUGUUUUAGUGGUGAUGGUGAUCGUGGUCUUGAAUUUAUUUCACCAAGUCACAAGUGCGUCCUAACGAAAUUACAAACUAUUGCUGAGGAUUUUUGUGGUCUUGAUGUUAAUACACCAUUGGGAGGACAAGAACCAAUGAUUGCAAUGCCAGUACUUACAUUUAAUACAUUAUUAACAGCUGUCGCAGCAACAUCAACUGGUGAUUAUACUGUUGUCUUCAUUGGUACUCAAAAAGGUCAUCUUAAAAAGGUGGUCAUAGAGAGUGCUAGCGUUGCCCAGGAGUAUGGUGACCUGGAGAUAGAUACCGACUCACCAGUGAACCCUGACCUGUUAUUUGACUCUCAACAACCACCGAUGCAUCUUUAUGUACUGACUGAGAAAAAAGUAUCAAAGGUCAAAGUACAAGAAUGUUCAGUAUACAAAACUUGUUGGGCUUGUCUUGAUGCUAAAGAUCCAUAUUGUGGUUGGUGUUCACUUGAAAAUAAAUGUAAUUUACGUAGUGAUUGUCAAGAUGCAGCAAAUGAUCCAUUAUAUUGGAUAUCAUAUAAAAGUCAACGUUGUACAACAAUAACAACAGUAACACCAGAUCAAUUACAAAAAACAACAGCAAGAACAUUAGAACUUGUUAUUGAUAAUUUACCAACAUUAAAUGGUGAAUUUUUAUGUGCCUUUUCUGCAUUAGACAAAACACUUAUAACAAAUGCAACACGAAAAUCAUUUGGUGUUAAUUGUACAACACCAAGAACUGAUUUAUUACCAUCAAUACCAGCUGGUAAUCAUCAUUUUACAGCAAAAUUAUCUGUUAGAAUGACUAAUGGACCAGAUUUAGUUGCAACAAAUUUUACAUUUUUUGAUUGUAAUACAUAUUCAUCAUGUACUGAAUGUGUAUCAUCUAGUUUUCCAUGUGAUUGGUGUGUUGAUGGACAUAGAUGUACACAUGAUACUGCUGCAAAUUGUCGUAAUGAUAUACUUGUUACUGGUGUUAGUAGAAUGGGACCAAGUUAUAGAAGUGGUCCAGCAUUUUGUCCAACAAUAAAUGCAACUGAUUCACAAGAAAUUCUUGUUGCUGCUGGUAUUAAAAGAGCAAUACGUGUUAAAGUACAUAUUAUUGGACAAUUUAUAAUACAAACAAGAUUUGUUUGUCAAUUUAAUAUUGAAGGACGUGUAACAAGUGUUAAUGCACGUUUACUUGCUGAUACAAUAUAUUGUGAAGAAAUGGAAUUUUCAUAUACAUCAAGAACAGCAAAUAUAACAGUACCAUUUGCUGUUAUUUGGGGUGGUUCAAAACCACUUGAUAAUCCUGAUAAUAUACAUGUUGUAAUAUAUAGAUGUCGUGAUAUGGCUGAUAAUUGUGGUAUGUGUUUAGCAAUACCAUCAAAAUAUGGUUGUGGUUGGUGUCAAAGUACUGAUCGUUGUGAAGUUAAAGAACAAUGUGGUCGUGGUUCUGGUAUAUGGUUAAAUAGAAAUAUGACAUGUCCAAAUCCUGAAGUACAUUCAUUUGAACCAAUGAUGGGACCAUGGGAAGGUAAUACAAAUGUUACAAUACGUGGUAUUAAUCUUGGUAAAACAUUUAAUGAUAUAUAUGCUGGUGUAACAGUUGCUGGUGUACCAUGUCAACCAUAUGAAACAUUAUAUAUACGUACAAAACAAAUAACAUGUCGUGUUGAUGGUCCUGGUUCUAAAAAACCACAAGAUGGUCCAGUUAUUGUUAAAAUUGAAACAUAUCGUGGAGAAUCAAAACAACAUUAUGAAUUUGUUGAUCCAAUAAUAACAAAUAUAUCACCAAAAUAUGGACCAAAAAGUGGUGGUACAACAAUUAAAAUAACUGGUAGAUAUAUGAAUGCUGGUAGUGAAAUACGUGUUACAAUUGAUGAUCUUCCAUGUUCAGUUAUAAGUGCUGAAUCAAAUGAAACCCAAUGUAUGACAAGUUCAAGUAGUAUCAAUAAAAAUAGUACAUUAAUAAUGACAUUUGACGGUAGAAAACGUACGUAUAAUGGAUAUUUUGAAUAUGUUGAUGAUCCAACAAUUGAAAGUGUUGAAAGUGGUGUUGGUGGACAAAUGAAAAUACCAAAAGGUUUACCAGCUGGUGGCAUUAAAAUAUCAGUUACUGGUAAAAAUUUAGGAUACAUACAAAAUCCAUUGAUGUAUGUUUAUUAUGAUGAAAAAAUGUUUGUAUCAACAUGUGAUGUAUUGAGUCAAACACAUAUGGAAUGUCGUUCACCAACAAUUGAAAUACCAGAUAAUGUUAUACUUGAUGCUGAACAUCCAUUACCACUUGAAUAUGGUUUUCGUAUGGAUAAUGUUACUGGUGUACAAAAUUUAUCACAAAAUGGCUUUCAACAUUUUUUAUUAUAUCCAAAUCCAAUAUAUGAUAGUUUUGGUGAAGAUGUUAAAUAUUAUAAAAGUGAUUAUUUAACAAUAAAUGGACAACAUUUAGAUAGAGCAUGUCAAGAAUCAGAUGUUAUUGUUAAAAUUGGUAGUACAUAUUGUAAUGUAACAUCAUUAUCAAGACAACAAUUAACAUGUAGACCACCACCAGUACAACCACCAGCAUUAACUGAAGAUGGAUAUAUUGAUAAACAAGAAUUACCAGAAGUUGUUGUUAUUGUUGGUAAUUCAUUAAAAUUUCCAAUUGGUAAAUUAAGUUAUGCAUUACCAGCUGGUUUAAAUGGUCCAUUAUCAAAACCAGCACUUGUUGGUGUUAUAUUAGCAAUUGUUGCACUUGUUAUUAUAUUUAUUGUAUUUUUAAUUGCAUAUCGAAGAAAAUCAACAGAAAGUAAUCGUGUAUUAAAAAAUAUGCAAGAACAAAUGGAUAUACUUGAAUUACGUGUUGCUGCUGAAUGUAAAGAAGCAUUUGCUGAAUUACAAACUGAAAUGACUGAUCUUACUGGUGAUUUAACAAGUGGUGGUAUACCAUUUCUUGAUUAUCGUACGUAUGCUAUGAAAAUUCUAUUUCCAAAUGUUGAUAAUCAUGUUGUAUUACAAUGGGAUAGACCAGAAUUAAUGAGAAAAGAAAAAGGUUUACGUUUAUUUGGUCAACUUAUUAUGAAUAAAACAUUUUUAUUAUUAUUUGUAAGAACACUUGAAAGUAAUCGUUAUUUUUCAAUGAGAGACAGAGUCAAUGUUGCAAGUCUUAUUAUGGUUACACUACAAAGUAAAAUGGAAUAUUGUACUGAUAUUUUAAAAACUCUACUUGCUGAACUCAUUGAAAAAUGUAUGGAAGGAAAAAGUCAUCCAAAACUUCUUCUUAGACGAACGGAAAGUGUAGCUGAAAAAAUGCUUUCUGCAUGGUUUACAUUUUUAUUGUAUAAAUUUAUGCGUGAAUGCGCAGGUGAGCCACUUUUUAUGCUUUUCCGUGCAAUGAAAUAUCAAGUUGACAAGGGACCCGUUGAUUCAAUAUCAUCAGAGGCAAGAUACUCACUGUCAGAAGAAAAAUUGAUAAGACAGUCAAUUGACUUUAAACCCAUGACUGUCUAUGUGACAAUUGCUCAGCAGACAGUGUUCAGUGGUUUAGAUCCAGCCACUGAAAAUGUACCAGUCAAGUUACUUGACUGUGAUACUAUUUCUCAAGUUAAAGAAAAAUCAUUAGACACAAUAUAUCGUGCAACACCAUACAGUCAACGACCAAGAAAAGAAGAUCUUGAUCUUGAAUGGAGAACAGGUGCAUCUGGUAGAUUGAUUCUUCAUGAUGAAGAUACAUCAACAAAGACUGAGGGUGAAUGGAAAAAACGUAAUACUCUUAAUCAUUAUAGAGUACCAGAUGGUGCAUCAUUGAGUUUAGUAUCUAAACAAUCAUCAAUUUAUAAUUUAUCAAUAUUAUCUGAAAAAACAGAUAAAUCACAUAAAUAUGAAACGCUCAAUUUAAGUAAAUUUAGUUCAGCAAGUCCACCUUUAUCACGUGCAACAUCACCACUUAAUCAUGAUCAUGAUGGUGGUCUUAAAUGUUGGCAUCUUGUUAAACAUCAUGAUACUGAUGCACAAAAAGAAGGUGAAAGAGGAAAUAAAAUGGUAUCAGAAAUAUAUUUAACAAGGUUACUUGCAACAAAAGGAACAUUACAAAAAUUUGUUGAUGAUUUAUUUGAAACAAUAUUUAGUACAGCACAUAGAGGCUCAGCAUUACCACUUGCUAUUAAAUAUAUGUUUGAUUUUCUUGAUGAUCAAGCACUUCAUCAUGGUAUAUCUGAUCCUGAAGUUGUACAUACGUGGAAAAGUAAUUCUUUACCACUUAGAUUUUGGGUUAAUCUUAUUAAAAAUCCAAAUUUUGUAUUUGAUAUACAUAAAUCAAAUAUUGUUGAUUCUUGUUUAUCUGUUGUUGCACAAACAUUUAUGGACAGUUGUUCAACGUCUGAUCAUCGACUAGGUAAAGAUUCACCGAGUUCAAAACUUCUCUAUGCAAAAGACAUUCCAGUGUAUAAAGAGUGGGUAGAGCGUUAUUACUCGGAUAUAAAAAUCAUGCCAGCAAUAUCUGAUCAAGACAUGAAUGCAAUGUUGGCUGAAGAGUCGAGGUUACACACGACAGAAUUCAAUACAAAUUGUGCAUUAUAUGAAUUGUAUACAUAUGCAGGAAAAUACAACGAACAAUUAAUAGUAACACUUGAAGAAGAUGAAUUUUCACAAAAACAAAGAUUGGCAUAUAAAUUGGAACAGGUGCACAAUAUAAUGGCUGCAGAAGUUAAUCCCUGAUGUCCCGUUAUACCAACCAAGCAUCCGUCAAAGCCGCCACGUCAUGAGUGGCCAUGCUGAGUUCAUGAUACUUGGUUUAUUACAAAUUAAUUGCCCAGUGAUAGUGGCCUAACACAAGCACCAUCGUUAUCAUACGUCGCAACGCAAUUUUAAUAAUGUUUUUCUGUUUUUUUUUUUUUUCUUUUCUUUACUCUAUUUUUGUCAACAUUUUUCAAUCAUGUUUUUCUUUUUUUUUUUCCAAUUUUUUAUAUUAUUUUUCAAUUCUGUCAUACUAUAUCUAUUUUAUACUCAUCGUCAUUGUGAUUUAAUGAAAAAAAAAAAGAUUAAAAAAUGAAGAUAAUCAUGUCUUAUUGAACGAAAAAAAAAAAUAAAUAAAUAUUAUAAACAAUAAUCAAGUGCAUGCGCGACGUUCAAGCGAAUCAAAAUGGUGUAUCGAAAUAAUAUGAAUGAAAUUAAUAAUAACAAUAUUAAUAUUAAAUAAUAAAAGAAAAAAAAAAAAAAAAAACAUAGUAGCUAAGAAAAAAAUCAUGAAGAAUAAAUAAAUAAAUAAAUAGGUGUCAAAAAAAUUAAUGAUUAAUGCAAAAAAGCAUGCGAAUUGUAAAAGAAAAAACGAAAAAAAAAAAAAAUUGAACAUGUCUUCUGGAAGGCCGCUGGCUGGCAGGUGUGAAAAAAUAUUAUCAUCGCACUUACCAGAAAUUUGUAUAUACCAAAAUAAUUAAAUAAAAUGGAAAGUGAAUUAUAAAUGAAAAGGACUGAACAAAAAUAAAAACAACUUAUAAAAUAAUAAUAAUAAUAAUAAUCAUAUUGCAAUAGAUAAUUAUUAUUGUAAAUGCUCACACUCCGGCGGCCGAAUUGAUUAUAAAUCGGUGUGUCGUUGUAACUUUACAAAAGAAAAAAAAAUAUUAAUAAUAAUAAUCUAUAAAAAAAAUAUAUUGUCAUAAUUUUUAAAUGGAAAAAAAAAUAAAUAAAUUGAUUAUUAUAAUAAUAAUUAUAAUUAAAUAAUAAUGAAUUUAAAAAAAAAAAAAAAUCAGCAAUUAAUAAUUAUAUAUGUGAAUUAAAUUAUUUAAAAAAAAAAAAAAUGAUAAUAAUAAUUUGUAAAUGUUUAAUAAUUAAAUGAUCUGCGUCACUUUAUAUAAAUAUAGACCUUGAUAAAUUGAUUGAAAUUUUUACAUAAACAACUAUUGAAAAAUAAAAAAAAUAAAAAAAUACACAAUGAAAAUAUUUCCAUCCACAUAUAUUCAUUAGAAGAAUUUUUUUUAUCCCGAAAUACAUGAAAAAAAAAAAUGAAAAUUAACAAGGGAAAUAAUAAAUAAAAAAAUAAUAAUAUUUAUGUGAAUGACUGAUUGUUUGUUUUUUAAUUGAUUGCGAUAUAAUAUUAGUACUAGAUAAACAAUUGAUAUAAAUAUAUGAUUGGAUGGUUAUGUCAUUAUGUAUAUGUGUAAAUAUAUAUACACUUAAACGCUGGGCGCGAAAAACGCAUAUGUAUAUUAGGCUGUUUAGAAUAAUAAUAAAUAAUUAAUGAUAUUAUCACAUUCAAUGAAUGAGCUGGAGCAAGUGACUGACGCUCAGAGCGAGUUAGCUUUAGUCUAUCAAUUAUUAUUUGUAAAAUUCCAUUGUCGUUAUUAAAUAAAAUUAUAAUAAUAAUUAAAUUCAAAACAGCCUAAUGUAUAUAAAUAAUAUAAAUAUAUAAAUAUAUAUAGAAAUAUAUGUGUCCUUCCGUAACAUGAUAUUGUCGCGAAUUAUAAAUAAAUAAAUAUUAUAUUGUAAUAGAUGCACACACACAAAAAAAAAUUCGAAAUGAAAUAAAAGAAAAUAAAAAAAAAUAUAAUUAAUUAUUGUGAGAGAAAUAAAAUUGAUGUCCAGUGUGACGAAAAAUUAAAUUUUAAAAAAAAAAAAACAUAUGAGACCGUGUAUUAGAUGAUAGGUACAUAUGGACUUUGGCCACGCGCGCUCAAGGCCUAUUCGAUGUGACGGUUGUGUUGAUUGUGCGUGCUUCCGUUUUUCUCGGUCUCUUUAUUAAAAUACCUCCUUCAAAGCGUUAUUAAAAUUAUCGAAAUAUCUUUUUUUUAUUUUCUUUAUAUAUAUAUAUAUGUAUAUUAGAUUGAGUUAACCGACAAAGAAAAAAAAACAUUGCCAUACAUUUUUUUUUCAUACUCAUUAUUAUCAUAAUAACUAUAUCUUUUUUUGAAUCAUCGAAUCAUUCCAUUUAAAAUGAAUUAAAUACAUUGCUAAUAUUGUCAUUAUCGAAAUUAAAAUUUAAACGAAAUCGGCAGUAUUUGUUGGAUGAAAAUUACAAUGAUAUAAAAAAAAAAAAAAAAUGAAUUAAUAGUAAUGAGAAAAACCACCUUUGUGCCACUCCUAAUAUUGCUUCAACGCCUCCGUCGUCAUGUUGUUGUCACUCUUAAUUAUUGUAAUAUAUUAAUUAUAUAUAAAGAAUCACUGUUGAGUAUUGUCUGAUUGUAAUACAUUGAUAUUGAAUUGAUAUGAAUUGAUAAUCAUUAAUUAACGUAAAAAUUAACGAAAAAUAAUAUAAAUUAUAAUAAAUUUAAAAAACAAUUAACAAUUGUCGUAUUAAACAAUUGUAGUGUGAAACAGAAGCAAUUUUUUUUUUUAAUUUAUUUUGUUUAUUAUAUAAAUAUAUAUUAUUUUUUCUUUUAAUAUUAUUAUUAUUUUUUAUUUUUUUUAAUGUCAGUGAGAAUGAAUGAUAAUUUUUUUAAAUGAAUGUAUUUGAAGUGCGUCAAUUCAAUGUGCAAGUUGUUUGUGGAGAAAGUAUUUAUUGCUCAAAAAAGAAAGAAAAUGAAUAAGAAAUGUUUUCGAUUGGAAAAAGAUAUUAAUUUAAAUGAGGAUAAUAAUGUAAAGAGUUUGAUAGAAAUUAAAUGAAAUGGAAAGAUUCGGGAGGUCAUUUCGACACAAAUUAAAAUGAUGUUAUGGGUGGGAAUUGUAACGAGAUUAUAAUAUUUAAAUAAUUGCUCUGGUAUACGGUAAAAAAAAAAAAAACAAUAAAUUCGUAUUGAUAACAA